UGUCACCUACUCACUUUCAUAGCUUGCUUUCACGUAUCUAUCAUCCUAAAUUGUCGUUGUAGUUAAUAGUUAUUGUCUUGUGUUGCUUUUGUUGUGUUUUACUUGGUCCAUAGUUGGUAUUAGAAUUUUAACAAGCCAGCUGCUUGUUGCUCAGUCCUCGAUUAAUCUGUCAAGAAUUCAUAGUUGAUUAUAAAAUUUUGAGACUAAUUAAGACUUGAUUGUUGUUGUUGAAAAGAGAGAGAGAGAAGAUGACCGUUGGGGCGGGGAUAAGUGUGGCUGAUGGGAAUUUGGUGGUGUUGGGGAGCAAAGUGUUGCAUGAAGUGCAUGAAAACAUUGUGGUGACAGCAGCCACAGGAGGUGCAUUGGUGAAUGGGGCAUUCAUUGGGGUCAGGUCCAAUCAGAUGGGAAGCCACCGGGUCUUUCCUAUUGGGAAGCUUGAGGGACUGAGGUUUAUGUGUGAUUUUCGCUUCAAGUUGUGGUGGAUGACACACAGGAUGGGUAAUUGUGGCCAAGACAUACCCUUUGAGACCCAGUUUUUGAUUGUUGAGGCACGCGAUGGUUCUAAUGUUGAACAAGGAAGCAAAGAUGGCAUGGACCAAUCUGCCUUAUAUGUUGUUUUCUUACCAAUUCUUGAAGGUGAUUUCAGGGCUGUUCUUCAGGGAAACGAGCAGAAUGAGUUGGAAAUUUGCUUGGAAAGUGGAGAUCCAGCUGUUGAGGAUUUCGAGGGGAGUCAUUUGGUUUUUGUGGCUGCUGGACCAGACCCCUUUGAUGUCAUCACAAAUGCAGUCAAGACUGUUGAGAAACAUUUACAGACAUUUUGUCAUCGUGAGAGAAAGAAGAUGCCAGACAUGUUGAACUGGUUUGGGUGUACAUGGGAUGCUUUCUAUACUGAUGUCACUUCAGAAGGCGUGAAGGAAGGUUUAGAGAGCUUAGAGAAGGGUGGGAUUCCUCCAAAGUUUGUUAUAAUUGAUGAUGGAUGGCAAUCAGUUAGCAUGGAUCCGACUGGUAUUAAAUGUGAAGCUGAUAACAGUGCCAACUUUGCAAAUAGGUUGACACAUAUCAAAGAAAACCACAAAUUUCAGAAAGAUGGUAAAGAGGGUCACAGGGUAGAGGAUCCAGUAUUGGGAGUUCGCCACAUUGUUGGUGAAAUCAAGGAUCAGCAUGCUCUAAAGUAUGUCUAUGUGUGGCAUGCGAUAACAGGAUAUUGGGGUGGUGUUAAACCUGGUGUUACUGAAAUGGAACAUUAUGAAUCUAAGUUGGCCUAUCCCGUUUCAUCUCCCGGGGUUCAAUCAAAUGAGGAUUGUGAUGCUUUAAAAAGCAUUACAACAAAUGGGCUCGGCCUUGUGAACCCUGAAAAUGUUUUCAACUUCUACAAUGAACUCCACUCAUAUCUUGCAUCAGCUGGUAUUGAUGGUGUCAAAGUUGAUGUUCAGAACAUCCUUGACACUCUUGGGGCAGGCCAUGGUGGGAGGGUUAAACUUGCUAGAAAAUACCAUCAGGCCUUAGAGGCGUCUAUAUCCAGAAACUUCCAUGACAACGGAAUUAUUUUUAGCAUGAGUCACAACACAGAUGGUUUGUACAGUGCAAAGCGAUCAGCUGUUAUAAGGGCAUCAGAUGAUUUCUGGCCAAGAGAUCCAGCAUCACACACAAUUCAUAUUGCUUCUGCUGCUUAUAACACCAUUUUUCUUGGGGAAUUUAUGCAGCCAGAUUGGGAUAUGUUCCAUAGUGUACAUCCAUUGGCUGAAUAUCAUGGAGCAGCUCGUGCUGUGGGAGGAUGUGCUAUUUAUGUCAGUGACAAGCCUGGACACCACGACUUCAAUCUCCUAAAGAAGCUUGUACUUCCUGAUGGUUCUAUAUUGAGAGCCAAACUUCCAGGAAGACCAACACGGGAUUGCUUGUUUUCUGAUCCUGCCAGAGAUGGAAAAAGUCUUCUAAAGAUUUGGAAUCUCAAUGAGUUUAAUGGAGUUGUGGGAGUCUUCAACUGCCAGGGAGCUGGCUGGUGUAAGGUUGGAAAGAAGAAUCUUAUCCACGAUGAAAAUCCUGGUACCAUUACUGGGGUGAUUAGGGCUAAAGAUGUUGAUUAUUUGCCGAGAGUUGCAGAUGAUACAUGGACUGGGGAUACUGUUAUAUUUUCCCAUCUUGGUGGGGAAGUAGUUUAUCUUCCAAACGAUGCAGCAAUUCCAAUCACACUAAAAUCCCGAGAAUACGAAGUUUUCACAGUGGUUCCCGUUAAGGAACUCCACAAUGGGGUUAAAUUUUCUGCCAUAGGUUUAAUCAAGAUGUUCAAUUCAGGUGGAGCCAUCAAAGAUAUGAAUUAUGACUCUAAGACAAAUACAAGUGUUGUCUUGAAAGUUCGCGGGUGUGGCCUAUUUGGAGCUUAUUCAUCAGCCAGACCCAAGAGGAUAACAGUUGAUUUGCAGGAAAUAGAAUUCAGAUAUGAAGAAGGAUCGGGUUUGGUCACCAUUUCUUUGAGAGUUCCAGAGCAAGAGUUGUACCUCUGGAACAUAUCCAUUGAGCUAUAAAAUUGAAAUUUAUGUACUGCAUUAUUAGGGGUAUUUAAGUUUUGUCCUUAAGAGUCCAUUCACUAUUUGAGGGACUCACUAGGUAUUUAGGAGAACAUGGUGGUAUCUUGUGGUUGUAGCUUUACCUUGUAUAACAUAUUGUUCAAAAUAAAUGACAAAUCUUUUACCAAAGACAAGCAUGUUAUUCA
Messenger RNA from Quercus lobata, 2710 nucleotides. RefSeq names its product probable galactinol--sucrose galactosyltransferase 1. NCBI's taxonomy places the organism in Eukaryota, Viridiplantae, Streptophyta, Magnoliopsida, Fagales, Fagaceae. The record is from RefSeq and is a predicted model, not a curated record.